Molecule: messenger RNA, 1153 nt
Organism: Ooceraea biroi (clonal raider ant)
Lineage: Eukaryota; Metazoa; Arthropoda; Insecta; Hymenoptera; Formicidae
Product: zinc finger matrin-type protein 2
Biological process (GO): mRNA splicing, via spliceosome
Cellular component (GO): U4/U6 x U5 tri-snRNP complex; spliceosomal complex
Molecular function (GO): zinc ion binding; nucleic acid binding
Source: RefSeq, a predicted model, not a curated record
UACUACUUCCUUUAACAAGCAGAGACAGCGCUCGUGCUUUCAACGGAUUCUUCUGGAACUAGUUUGACUAGAAAGCGAAAAGCUGAAGAGAAGUGUUGCAGAGAUAUUUUAUUAUUUUGACAAAUAUUAUCUCAACAUGUCUGCGCGACCCGAUGAUCACCGAAGAAAAUGGAAUCGGGAGGAGUAUGAAAGGAUCGCGUUGCAAAGACUUCAAGAUGAGAUCGCGGAAGAAGAAUUGGGAAUUCCCAAGCAGCCAGCGGUCAAACGAGAAUUGCUGAAACAGAGAGAUUACAAGGUAGACCUAGAAUCUAAACUGGGAAAGAGUGUGGUCAUCAACAAGAAUACUCCGUCGUCUCAAACUGGAGGGUACUAUUGCAAUGUCUGUGACUGCGUGGUCAAAGAUUCUAUCAAUUUCUUGGAUCAUAUCAAUGGAACAAAACAUCAACGUAAUCUGGGCAUGUCCAUGAAGGUAGAGCGAUCUACAUUGGAUCAAGUUAAGGCAAGAUUCACUCAAAACAAGAAAAAACUCGAAGAGAAGAAGAAGGAUUACGACUUGGAGCAAAGAGUAAAAGAAUUGAAGGAAGAGGAAGAGAAGAUUAAAGAAUACAGAAAGGAAAAGCGGAAAGAUAAGAAGAGAAAGAUCGAAGAGUUGGCCGAGGACGAUGCGGGACCGUCUGACGAAAUGGCUGCGGUUAUGGGAUUCUCCGGCUUUGGCUCGAAAACGAAGUGACAAACCGUGUCGAAUAAAUGUUCGUGAACAGGUUUCGCAAUCUUCGAUGCGAAUGGUAUUUCCCCGGGAAAGAUGAUGAAUACGAUUGGAAGACAAGUGGAAACAGCUUUUAACUCCAACCGGUGGAAUUUAUGGAGAUGAUUCGCGAAUGAGCACAUUUAUCAAUGUUAUUUUCACUUUUUCCAAACUUCCGCGUUGGUUUGAGAGAGAACGCUCCAUCCGACCAAUGUGAGCGUAACAAAAUCUCAGAUGUAAAUUAUUUUAAUAUAUUCGCGAGGCAAAUUGCAUAAUGUUAUCUCCGUGUGAGCUCUCCUUCACGAAAGUACGAGACUUAAGCAUGCAACUUUAGCAUAUAAUUGACGCGAAAGAAAAAUCUGUGUACACUUUACGCGCGCAGAAAUAAAACUUGUAAAUUGAUCCAAA